AAACAGCAUGUCGUUUCGAAUAUUAUGGGUCGUUUAUGAAAAUACGAAACGCAAGCGUGUCUGAAUAUACGUGACGUUAGUCGUUGCCGUUUAACUGAUGAGCACGAACCCGAGCCCAGUAACGCAGAAACAAUCAUAGACCAAAGAAAGAAUGAUUCCAUAGAGUUGAAAAGAAUCUACCAUUUUUCUCUCCCUUUUUUAUUUUCUGCAACCCAACACUUCGCAUCACUUGAAACUUCAAAGUUCAAACCACACAAAAAAAGAAAAGAAAAAGAAACGCCCAAAACGACAACAACAAUGGCUUCGUCUCUGUCGUUUUCAGAUUUCCCCGAAGACGUUCAGCUCUGCAUACUGUCGUUUCUCUCUCCCACCGAAAUCGCCACGUUCUCCUGCACAUCAAAACGCUUCGUUUCGCUCUGCACCAGCGAUUCGCGCCUCUGGUUCACGAUGUGCGAGAGAAGGUGGGGUUCCAAGACACAGAUCAAUAAAUGGGUGAAGGGUGCAGUCACGUACAGGCACCUCUAUAGAACUCUAAGCGAGUGGGAGAAUCUCAUUGGCUUCUGGCGCCGGAGCGGGCCAGGUAGCGCUUCAAUUUCUUCGCCUUCGUUGCUCUUCUUUGAGUGGUGGGAUACUUGCAUUUCGGGAUUUAGGGUUUCGCCGUCGACCAAUGGGUCAUAUGGCGUUGUUAAAGCUCCGUUUCUUUGGAUGGGUCUUUCGGAUGAUGGCCAGAUCGUUAAUUUGUUGGAUCCUGAUGGCCGCAGUGAGGUUUCCGCGCCGGAGUUCGCGGCGGUGCCGGCGAAUGGGGAGGUUGGAUUAACUGAGAAUGAGUUGAUUCCAGUGAAUUUGAGUUUCAUGGGGAGGACGCAUUUUGUUGUGGAGGAAAAUCAGAGCUUUGCUGCUGCAAAUUCUUCGAGUUGCAGUUCUGAUCAGAAGAGAAAUGGGUUUAGUAGGAGUAUGAGCCCUGGGAACCUAAGCGGCGAUGAAUACGGUAGUGUCGGAGAGGAUGUCAGUGGAUCGCCAGGAAGCUUGCCAGACCGGUUGAUGUCUGAGAUUUAUCAGCAUUUGGCAAAUAGGACUAGCCCUGGAAGUGAUAAGUCGAGGAAGCAGAGGAGAAGGGAGAAGGAGAGGCUGGCUAAGAGGAAAUGGGAGCCUGAGCAUUUUGUGAAGAUCGAGAAUUGCUCACCAACACCAUCGCGGCCUUUACAAGGCCUUUGGAAGGGAAUCUGUGAUGACAUGAAUUUAGCCUUUUACCUUGUGGUGUAUGAUGACAUCGGGGGCAUUGCCUGCCGAAGAGUUGGGGAUCCUCCUGAGCGCUUUUCCAACUAUGCCCCGGUUUUCUGGACAUCUAAAACGACAUUUCUGGAGACUCCAUUUUCUCUGGAGGAAGAAACCUUGUAUGACAGCCGGCUUCAUAUCAGACCGCAUCAAACAAGCUUUGAAAUUCAAGAGCAGUUCCACUUGUCCGAUGUCGAAGUGGUAAACCCAUUUCAGCAGUUACAUUUGUCAGGCAACGAAGUUGUCAAACGAAUUCUUCACAUAAGCUCAAGCUAUGAUUUAGUUAUUCCAGAUGCAGCUGGAAUGAUAAAUCCAAGGAGUGGAGAGGGAAGGAUUUGGCAAUACCACAAUGAUACUUUUGGAUUUGGAUUCCUUUGUGACAACUUUGUCAUAGACAUGAAGCAUAUUUUCCGCAACGGUUGUAUUGUGGAUAUAGUGAAUCCUUGAUUUAUUUCUUCUGCAUUCCUUGUUCAUAGGUAGUUAGAUUAAUGUCACCUAUACCCUGUGACAUAUUGUUUUAUUCGCUGUGAAAAUAAUUACAAUCUUCCUAGAUGGUACCUCUUUUCCUUUUACUUCCUCACCCCAAAGGUAAAACAGAUACUUAAUGUUUAGAAUAGAUGCAGAAGAAAAAUAGGAUAAGAAAUGUGCAAGCAGCACACUUUUUAGCUUUGUGUUGUUCCUCUACAUACUCAAGCAUUGGCCUUUCACAAUGUAGCCUUUCAAUUGUGGUUUUAAUUAUUUACUUAUUUAUGUCUUGAAACAUUGUGACCUUUCUAAAGUAUAUCUUGUACUUUCUUUCUCUUGAUGACUGCGAGAAAAUGG
Arachis duranensis is the source of this 2097-nucleotide messenger RNA. RefSeq names its product F-box protein At3g12350. Gene Ontology annotation, biological process: SCF-dependent proteasomal ubiquitin-dependent protein catabolic process; gibberellic acid mediated signaling pathway. The transcript has 3 exons. Bases 298 to 1722 code for a protein of 474 amino acids. NCBI's taxonomy places the organism in Eukaryota, Viridiplantae, Streptophyta, Magnoliopsida, Fabales, Fabaceae. The record is from RefSeq and is a predicted model, not a curated record. Gene Ontology annotation, cellular component: SCF ubiquitin ligase complex. Gene Ontology annotation, molecular function: protein binding.